AUGGCAUCUUUUCUCACUAGCUUCAUGUCACUACUUCUUAUCACUAUAUUUUCUUGCUAUUUACCUUUCCAUAAUGCUUUACAAGUUACAUAUGAUAAUCGCGCUCUUAAAAUCAAUGGUCAAAGAAAAUUCAUCCUUUCUGGUUCAAUUCACUAUCCUCGUAGCACGGCUCAAAUGUGGCCUUCUUUGAUCAGAAAGGCCAAAGAGGGUGGUCUCAACACGAUUGAAACUUAUGUUUUCUGGAAUGCUCACGAACCUAAUUACCGUGAGUAUGAUUUUUCGGGAAAUAAAGAUUUGAUACAGUUUCUCAAGGCAGUACAAAAUGAAGGGCUUUACACCAUGCUAAGAAUAGGUCCAUACGUUUGUGCAGAAUGGAAUUAUGGAGGAUUUCCUGUGUGGUUACACAACAUGCCAAACAUAACUUUCAGAACCAACAAUGCAGUAUUCAAGAGGGAGAUGGGAAUCUUCACAAAGAAAAUUGUAGACAUGGUAAAAGGAGAGAAGCUUUUUGGUAGUCAAGGGGGAAAUAUUAUCCUUGCUCAGAUUGAAAAUGAGUAUGGGAAUAUCAUAUGGCACUAUGGAGAAGAAGGAAAGAAAUAUAUUAAUUGGUGUGCGGAUUUUGCUCUUUCUAUGAAUAUUGGAGUGCCUUGGAUCAUGUGUCAAGAGGAUGAUGCUCCAAAAACUAUGAUUAAUACCUGCAAUGGAUUUUAUUGUGAUCAAUUCUGGCCUAAGAACAAAAAUAACCCUAAGUUUUGGACUGAAAACUGGAGUGGAUGGUUUAAGAAUUGGGGUGAUGGAAAUCCUCACAGACCUGCAGAAGAUCUUGCAUUUGCAGUUGCUCGUUUUUUCCAAUAUGGUGGAUCUCUACAAAAUUACUAUAUGUAUCAUGGUGGAACAAACUUUGGAAGGACUUCAGGUGGACCAUACAUUGCCACAACAUACGACUACAAUGCUCCCCUCGAUGAAUAUGGCAAUGUGAACCAGCCAAAGUGGGGGCAUCUCAAGGAACUCCAUAACCUCUUAUACACUUUGGAGGAUGUACUUUUGUAUGGCAAUGCAACCAACACUGAUUAUGGAAGGAUGAUGUCUUCAACCGUGUAUGAGUACAAGGAGAAAAGGGUAUGUUUCUUAGGAAAUGCAAAUGACAAAGAUGACAUAUCUAUUACCUUUGAAGGCCGAAAUUACACUACUCCUGCAUGGUCUGUCACAAUUCUUCCCGACUGUAAAACUGAAGUUUAUAACACAGCUCGGGUUAAUGUUCAAACCACUCUGAUGGUGAAGAAGUUAAGUGAAAAGCCAUUGAAAUGGUCAUAUAGGCCUGAAACUGUUAUGCAUCUCAAGUAUGGUGACAAUAAACAAAGCUCAGUAUUGAUUGAUGCUCUUGAUGCCAAACAAUUGUUUGAUCAAAAAGUUGUGACAAAUGAUACUACUGAUUAUUUGUGGUACAUGACCAGUUUCAAGGUAAAUAAAAGCAGUCCAAUUAUGGGUCAGGAGACUACUCUUCAAAUUAAUACCAAAAGCCAUGUCCUCCAUGCCUUUUUAAACAACAAGCAUAUUGGUUCUGAGUGGGCUCAAGGUGGAAAGUAUCAAUUUUCAUUUGAGAGAAAUGUGAAACUCCGAGAUGACAUCAAUACAAUUUCUUUACUUAGUGAGACUGUCGGACUACCAAAUUAUGGGGAGUAUUUCGAAAAAGUAGGACAAGGAGUUAUUGGACCAGUAAAGAUAGUUGAACCAAAUGGAGAAGGGUUGGAUUUAUCAAAAAACACAUGGAUAUAUAUGGUCGGAAUACAUGGAAUUUCUAAAGGGCUUUACGAACUCGAUGACCACAACAAGCUAACAUGGCAUAAAUCUGACUUCCAAACAAACAGAAUGUUUAUUUGGUACAAGACAUUCUUUAAGACCCCAGCAGGCGAAGACGCUGUUGUCCUGGACUUGACAGGGAUGGGGAAGGGAGUUGCAUGGGUGAAUGGACACAACAUUGGUAGAUAUUGGCCAUCCUUCCUUGCCAAACCCAAUUGCCCUAAGUGCGACUACCGUGGAACCUAUGGCGGCUCAAAAUGUGUAACUAAUUGCGGACAGCCUUCGCAAAGAUGGUACCAUGUUCCACGUUCCUUCCUACGUAAAGGCAAAAACCAAUUGGUUUUGUUCGAAGAGAUGGGCGGUCGUCCUCAAGAAGUGAGUGUCCAAACUGUCGUCCCAGGAACCAUAUGUGCCAAAGUACAAGAAGGGAAAACAUUGGAACUUUCUUGCCAAGGCAAAAAGAUGUCAAAGAUUAAGUUUGCUAGUUUUGGUGAACCAAAGGGCAGUUGUGGGUCAUUUGAAAGAAGUGAUUGUGAUGCCACAAAUGCUAUGGCUGUGGUUCAAGGGGCUUGUGUGGGGAAGGAGAAGUGCACUAUUAAUGUCUCUGAGGGCUUUUUUCCAACUACAACUUGUAGCAAAGACAAAUUGAGAAGCCUUGCCAUUGAAGCUACUUGUUAG
Ipomoea triloba (trilobed morning glory) is the source of this 2478-nucleotide messenger RNA. RefSeq names its product beta-galactosidase 15-like. Lineage: Eukaryota; Viridiplantae; Streptophyta; Magnoliopsida; Solanales; Convolvulaceae. Gene Ontology annotation, cellular component: vacuole; cell wall. The transcript has 16 exons. The record is from RefSeq and is a predicted model, not a curated record. Bases 1 to 2478 code for a protein of 825 amino acids. Gene Ontology annotation, biological process: carbohydrate metabolic process. Gene Ontology annotation, molecular function: beta-galactosidase activity; carbohydrate binding.